Engraulis encrasicolus (European anchovy) is the source of this 1863-nucleotide messenger RNA. RefSeq lists its product as uncharacterized. The record is from RefSeq and is a predicted model, not a curated record. NCBI's taxonomy places the organism in Eukaryota, Metazoa, Chordata, Actinopteri, Clupeiformes, Engraulidae. Gene Ontology annotation, biological process: protein ubiquitination. Gene Ontology annotation, molecular function: ubiquitin protein ligase activity; protein binding. Gene Ontology annotation, cellular component: cytoplasm. The transcript is spliced from 12 exons. The coding region runs from base 100 to 1335 and encodes 411 amino acids.
GGUGUGGUACGGUGUGUGAUGUUGAGGCGUUGAGGAAGGAACACCUCGGAAUCAUCGUUUUACUUCAAGGCAGCUCAAAGUCUCCUGCAGUGAGUCAAGAUGAUGAAAGAUUGUCUGCAGUUUCUGGUGGAGCCAGCGAAGAAGCUCAAGGUUCGCAUAAAGGAGUCUCGUAAGAAGGUUAAGAAUGAGAAGAAGGAGCCUCUGCUGGAGUCCCAGCUCUUCAUCAUGGACCUCGCCAGAGAACUCAACAGACUAUGCCAGAAAUCGGACGUCUUGGCUCAUAUCUGGAGGUGCGAGGAUGUCUGGCCUCCUCAUCUCUGCAGAGAGUUCAUCAUGGAGUGGUCAGCUACACUGGAGAACAAGAAGAGGACCUUGCUGAUUAGUCCUCGUCCUGAGCGUCGUGACUGGAAGGGGCAUCUUCUGAGCAUGCUCGAUGGGGGAGGGGAGACGGACAUGGCCAUACACCGCUCCAUCAUCAUGGACUGGGUCAGAGAACACAAGGCCAAACACCAGCUGGGUGUGUGGCCAGGUGAGCCGGUGCUGAUGGUGCUGGAUGACCUUGAGUUCCAGUGGCGUAGAGGUCGUCUGAUGAACCUGAGGUCCGCCAUGGAGCUGGUCAUAUGGGCCGUGAUGUCAGAGAGCAUCGCAGAGAAGGAGACCAUCCCUAGACUCUGGUUGACGCACAAACAGAAGAAUCAGAAGACAGAUGCAAUACGAUACAUCCCUCAUGCGUUGUGGAACUGGAUAUGUGAAGCAUCAGAGGAAGUCACUAUCGACCCGGACACGGCCAACCCUGACCUGGCGAUCUCGGACGACAACAAGCGCAUGCGGUGCGGCCUGGAGCGGCGGGAGACGGGUGACGGGGGAGGGGUGCGGUGCUUCAACGGCUGGUGGUGUGCACUUGCCUCCGAACGAUUUAACAAGGGCCGACACUACUGGGAAGUGGAGGUGGGCGAGCGGGACUGGCGUCUGGGUGUGGCGCGGUCCACGGCAGCGCGACGCGGCUACCACUCGCUCAACACAGAGAGUGGCUACCUGACACUACGGCUUGAGCGCGGCCAGGAACUGAAGGCCCUCACCGUGCCUGCUACGCCGUUACCAGCCGCCGCUGUGCCACACCCACGCAAGGUGGGCAUCUACCUGGACCACGAUGGCGGGCAGCUGUCCUUCUACGACGUUGAGCGCCGUGCCCACAUCUACACCUACUCCGGAAGCUUUCGCGGCCAGACGCUGGUGCCGGUCUUUGGCACGGUGGAGGUGGUGAAGGACCUGGUGAUCCGGGACGCCGCCGUCCGGGAGCCCUGCUUCUGCCCCGGGCCCUGCCUUUGGAGCUAAUGUGGUACUAAAGCGCUACAGCGCCGCUGUCUGGCCUGGAAGUCUCAGUACCUACUGCAGCCGGCCAGAAGCCGCUCACACACGUCGCAGUCACACGUCAACGAACGCCAACCUGCUUCUGCUUCGGGCGCCCUACCUCUGCAGCUAAUGUGCUAUAGCACCGCCGCCUGAUAUGGUGGUGUCACUACCGCAACCAGCAACUGCUCAUCACAUCAACGCACAUCACCACCUACCUGCUUCAGCCCCGGGCUCCCUGCUUCUGCAGCUAGCUCGCCCACCACACAGCGCAACGCAACAUUGCCGCAGUGACAUCACCUGGUGUGGAGGUGUUAUUACUGCCGCAAACCGCCAUAACCACCAUGCACCACAUGUUGUGGAGACGUCAUUACAUUACUAUCACCAACAACUUGCCACAUCACAGAACAUCAGUCACCACAGUACCAUACCACAGCAUCCUCUCCUGGUGUGGAGUUGUUACUACAACUACCACACCAAUCACCCCCAUCCAUUGAGCUGUCAUGUUGACUA